AUUAAGUUUGUGCCUUCCGACGCUUACUCACCCGUCGAUACCAGUUUCGACCAGUCAACGGACACGCCAAAGUGGGACGCCUGGUUUACAUUGAACUUUUGAAGAUGCUGCAAACUGCUGAAGAGAGCUUGACAAAAGGAAUGGGGAAUUCUGUCCUUCUAGUUCAAGGAGGAAAAGGCAAGAAGAAGUUCAAGAAGGCAAAGAAGAAUGAACCUAAAGGAAAGGGUAACACCGAGCCAAAGUCCAAUUCUUCUAAGCUCAAGCCUAAAGGUGGAGUGGCUAAAGACUCCCUUUGUCAUCACCGUGGUGAAGUUGGCCACUUGAAGAGGAAUUGCAAGCAGUAUUUGGCAACCAAGAAAAAGAGUGAAGCUUCUACUUCAGGCUUUGGGAAAACCUAUACACGAGGGUCACACUUCGUGCAUGAGGCAUACAUGGAAACCAUAAUUGGCCUUAGUGCUAGUGGGAGAUUGUUGAAUAUAAGUGAGCCCUAGAGGCCAACUUAUGAAUCCAUAUCUAUGAUAUAAAGAAGAAUAGGCCCUAAAGAUUGUUUAAGUCAUCUCGUGUGAUUUAAACAUAACUUUAGUCCAUAGAGUAGGUGCUCUAGUAACAUAGAUGAGAACUACGACAUUCUAAUUAUGAGGCUGUUACAAAGAUAGAGACUACGUCUAAAAUAUCAUUAGUCGAAUAUUAUGAUAAUAAGUACAUCAUAAUAUAUCAAGACUAAUACG
Molecule: messenger RNA, 728 nt
Organism: Cuscuta campestris
Lineage: Eukaryota; Viridiplantae; Streptophyta; Magnoliopsida; Solanales; Convolvulaceae
Source: the annotation of a GenBank genome assembly